UCUGUCUCUCUCUCUCUCUCUUGUUGCUUUUAGGUUUGGUUAAAGCCUUUCUGUUUACUGUGUAAUGUGUGUGAGUGUGUGAGCGCGUACGCAGGCUCUAUAAUAGACACACACACACACCCCCACACACUUGAACACUUAGAGCCGGAAAUGUAAACAGUGAGGUUUCAGAUGCAUUUCGGGGCUUGAGGGCAGAUCCAAGAACGCUGACUAAUAAAAAUACCUGCAUUGUGAGAGAGGAGUAUUUCUGUUAUCUGCCUGUUAAUGUUGAAACGAUGAGUUUGUGUAAAUGAGUUCUUUCUUGUGCCUGCAUUUUAGCAUGACCCGAUAUUUCACCGACAUCGUGUCACCGCUCAGAUUCGAUGUGCCAUCUGAUUGGCCGGUUUCGGGUCACACGGGCAGUGCUUUCGCCGUGCUGAUUCGCUGUAUUGUAACGCUCUCUCUCGCCCUCCCGCAGGACUACGUGUGGGACGCCUCCCACUACCUGGUCCACCAGGUGUUCAACAGCCUGAAGGAGAUGUUCACCGGCACCCGGGAGAUCCAGGACUGGCUUACCGAGACUGCCAAGCUGAUCGCCAAAUCCGGCAACACAGUGGAGUGGGUGACCCCCCUGGGGCUGCCUAUUAUCCAGCCGUACCACCGAACCAAGAACCAAGUG
Messenger RNA from Anguilla rostrata (American eel), 658 nucleotides. Its product is annotated as DNA-directed RNA polymerase, mitochondrial-like. Gene Ontology annotation, biological process: mitochondrial transcription. The annotation marks the transcript as partial. The transcript is spliced from 2 exons. Gene Ontology annotation, cellular component: mitochondrial DNA-directed RNA polymerase complex. Lineage: Eukaryota; Metazoa; Chordata; Actinopteri; Anguilliformes; Anguillidae. The record is from RefSeq and is a predicted model, not a curated record. Gene Ontology annotation, molecular function: mitochondrial promoter sequence-specific DNA binding; DNA-directed RNA polymerase activity.